AUGGCGCUCCCUACAAAUGGACGCGUAAUCAUCGAUACAACCGUGGGGGAAAUUGAUAUCGAGCUGUGGUCCAAGGAAACGCCAAAAACAUGUCGCAACUUCAUUACGCUGGCGCUGGAGGGGUAUUAUGACGGCGUUAUUUUCCAUCGCGUUGUCCCUGGCUUCCUGGUCCAAACUGGUGAUCGAACAGGGACUGGCGGGGGUGGGGAGUCAAUAUACGGAGGCGCGUCAUCUACUCAACCUUUCGAGGAUGAAAUCCAUCCACGACUCCGAUUUGCUCAUCGUGGAAUUGUCGCAAUGGCCAACAAUGGCACUAAGAACUCGAACGACUCCCAAUUCAUCAUUACUCUCGACCGCGCUGACGAGCUCCAUGGCAAGCAUACCCUCUUUGGACGGUGUAUGGGCGACACCAUCUACAAUGUCAUGAAAAUUGGUGAAAUGGAACUGGGAGAAAACGAAAGACCCGUAUAUCCUCCGAAAAUCAAAUCUAUACGUAUUGUGGACAAUCCAUUCGACGACAUCGUACCACGAAUAACGGCGGCUGAGAAACGCGCCCAGCAACGAGCGCGGGAAGCGGCGCAAAAAGAACGCGAAGAGGCCGAGAGGAGGAAGGGUGCUAAAAAAAAUGUCGCUCUACUUAGCUUCGGCGAAGACGAAGAUCCCAAUGCUGAGCCUGUAUCGCUCCCGAAAAAAGGCAAAGGCAUUGCCCGUCCAGAUCUGAUGGAUACGACAGGACAAUUGCCAGACUUCAUCAAUAAACCCACAACGAGCCAGCCGUCCAAGCCAAUCGCUGGUUCGACAAAUCCAGCUGACGAUCGACCCAAGAAAAAGAAAGAGGAAGAUAUCACGAAGAUACGCGAAAAACAUGCACAAGAGCUUGCUUCGUCAGCCAAUGUCCGCAAGACAGAAAUUGCCAACCUCGAAGCCGAAAUCCGAUCGCUGCAGAAACGCCGAGGCGGAGGGGAUUCCGAUGAUGAGUUGGAAGCAAUGCGAAAGCAGAAGAAAACCAAAUCGUAUCUGGAAGAGGAACUGGCGCGGUAUUCCAAAGGCCGCGGACUCCAUAGCAAGCGUGAUGCGGGCGGAAAGCGGGUCAAGGACGAGAGCAACGUAUUGGCUGCCCUGAAUGCGUUUCGAGGCAAAUUGGCAAGAGUGGAGGUGGAGAUGCCCGAUGCUGAAGACGGAGAUGGAAAAGACACCGAAAAGGAAGGGCCAGCUCUGGCAGACGACCCUGGCAUCGAAGUUGACGACGAUGCCGGUUUCCUCAGUCAUGCGCUGCAUUUCCCCAAGGAUGAUGGGGAAGAAACUAUGAAAGCGGAGAGAGAUUAUGAGGUCAUUGACCCACGAGUAAGGGGAGCGAGGGCAAAAGAGGAGGAAAGACAACGCAAAAAGCAGCAGAGGGAGAAACAGGGCAGAGGGAGAAACAGAUACUGA
This is a messenger RNA of Mycena indigotica, 1431 nucleotides long. RefSeq names its product Peptidyl-prolyl cis-trans isomerase. Gene Ontology annotation, molecular function: peptidyl-prolyl cis-trans isomerase activity. Lineage: Eukaryota; Fungi; Basidiomycota; Agaricomycetes; Agaricales; Mycenaceae. Gene Ontology annotation, biological process: protein peptidyl-prolyl isomerization; protein folding. Gene Ontology annotation, cellular component: catalytic step 2 spliceosome. The transcript has 12 exons. The coding region runs from base 1 to 1431 and encodes 476 amino acids. The record is from RefSeq and is a predicted model, not a curated record.